Musa acuminata AAA Group (dessert banana) is the source of this 2059-nucleotide messenger RNA. RefSeq names its product probable bifunctional methylthioribulose-1-phosphate dehydratase/enolase-phosphatase E1 1. The coding region runs from base 63 to 1640 and encodes 525 amino acids. The transcript is spliced from 12 exons. NCBI's taxonomy places the organism in Eukaryota, Viridiplantae, Streptophyta, Magnoliopsida, Zingiberales, Musaceae. The record is from RefSeq and is a predicted model, not a curated record. Gene Ontology annotation, molecular function: magnesium ion binding; methylthioribulose 1-phosphate dehydratase activity; acireductone synthase activity. Gene Ontology annotation, cellular component: cytoplasm.
CCGUGGGGCCUUAAUUUGGUGAUUUCCUUUGUGGGAAGUACGAAACCCUUCUGAGAGAGACUAUGGCUUCUGCGGCAGCGGCGGUCUCGGCGGAGGAAGGCCUUCCGCACCUGAGCUCGCAGGCCUACUUGGAAGGGAAAGCCGUGGGGGAGUCCCGCGCCCUGGUCGCCGACCUCUGCCGCCACUUCUACAACCUCGGAUGGGUGACCGGAACCGGCGGCAGCAUCACCGUCAAGGUCCACGACGACGCCGUCCCCAAGCCCCACCAGCUAAUCGUCAUGUCCCCCUCGGGGGUUCAGAAGGAGCGGAUGAUGCCUGAGGAUAUGUACGUGUUGACUGGGAGUGGGGCCGUGCUAUCUGCGCCGUCGCAGAAGCCCUACCCCCAUAAGCUUCCCAAGUGCACCGAUUGUGCCCCCCUCUUCAUGAAGGCUUAUCAGAUGCGUAAUGCUGGGGCUGUUAUUCAUAGUCAUGGAAUGGAGUCUUGUCUUAUAACAAUGCUUCAUCCUUUCUCAAAGGAGUUCAGGAUAACUCAUAUGGAGAUGAUAAAAGGAAUUCAAGGCCAUGGUUAUUAUGAUGAGUUGGUUAUUCCAAUAAUUGAGAACACAGCACACGAGCGUGAACUUACUGAAUCCCUCAGUCAAGCGAUGGCAGCAUACCCAAAAGCGACUGCUGUGCUUGUGCGGAACCAUGGGAUAUACGUUUGGGGAGACUCAUGGAUAAAUGCCAAGACACAGGCUGAGUGCUAUCAUUAUCUUUUUGAUGCUGCACUUAAACUCCAUCAAUUAGGUAUUGAUUACAGUAGUCCAAGUCAUGGUCUGAUAGGCAGUACAAAUGCAUUUCAAGACAAAAAUAAGCAUCUAAACGAUGCUGUAAAAGCAAUAGAGAAUGGCGAACAUUGUCCUGAGACGUCAAGACAUUGUAUUGUUCUGGACAUUGAAGGAACAACAACCCCAAUUACAUUUGUUACCGAUGUCCUUUUUCCCUAUGCUCGUGACAAUGUGCGGAAACAUUUAGUGUCCACAUAUGAGAGUGACGAGACCAAAGAAGAUAUUAAGCUACUGCGAACUCAAGUUGAGGAGGAUCUUAAACAAGGGGUUUCUGGUUCUGUACCCAUCCCUUCUAAUGAUGUGAAAAAUGAUGUGGUUGAUUCUUUAGUAACUAAUGUGGAGGCAAUGAUAAAAGCUGAUAGAAAAAUUACUUCCCUAAAACAAUUGCAGGGACAUAUUUGGAGAGCUGGAUAUGAGAAUAAAGAAUUGCAGGGAAUCAUUUAUGAGGACGUUCCUGAAGCUCUUAAGAAGUGGCAUGUGAAUGGUACAAAGGUAUACAUAUAUUCAAGUGGUAGUAGAGAGGCCCAAAGACUUUUGUUUGCAAACACUCUUUAUGGGGACCUGAGAAAAUACUUGAGUGGAUUUUUUGACACCACAGUCGGAAACAAAAAGGAAUCACGCAGUUACCUUGAAAUCUCUCAAACAGUGGGAGUAAAUAAACCAUCUCAAAUCUUAUUUGUAACUGAUCUGUAUCAAGAAGCUGUGGCAGCAAGGGCGGCUGGUCUUGAAGUGCUAAUCUCUGUCCGUCCUGGAAAUGCACCCCUCCCGGAUAACCAUGGAUUUAAAACCAUCCGUUCCUUUGCAGAGAUAUAAACCAAAACAUGCUACACCGUAUUCCAUAUGGUGAUAUUGUGGUUAUAUGGUCGCAGUAAUUGCCAAAGAAACAAAAGAUCAUCUUUGAUGACUUUCAUGUGUACUCAUAUUUGGAACUAUUAAGAAGAAUGUUGCCAGCUAUGAUGCUUUUUUAAAUGGACACUUCCAGAUCCAUCAAACAAUGGUGCAACUGGAUAUGAGAGGUGUUUUGAAUAAUUGUUUAUGCUUGUAGCAUAUAAAGAACUUGCAAUAAUUGUCUGAAGAGUUGGAACUAUGAGGUCAUUCCACAAAAGGGACAAAUAAAAGAGUGUUCCUUGGGGAGUGUUUAUGGCCCUAUGUUGUCUUAGGGAGAUACAAACUCCAUGAUUAUGUUGUUGUCAAACUCAAUAUAUGAUUUUGAACUUUGUUUGACUUUUGAA